Molecule: messenger RNA, 2618 nt
Organism: Scomber scombrus (Atlantic mackerel)
Lineage: Eukaryota; Metazoa; Chordata; Actinopteri; Scombriformes; Scombridae
Gene: faah
Product: fatty acid amide hydrolase
Exons: 16
Coding region: 109-1869 (586 amino acids)
Biological process (GO): fatty acid catabolic process
Molecular function (GO): amidase activity; fatty acid amide hydrolase activity
Source: RefSeq, a predicted model, not a curated record
AAUUAAGCACUGCCGCGGCCGCCGGGAAAAAAAGUUCCUCACGGGGAAACUGCUCCGAUGAAUAUCUUAGGUUAGCCGACGUCGAUCCUUGAGCUGAGAGGGAAAACCAUGGCAAGUGCUCAACUGUUUGUUCAUGGACUGGAGGUGGACAGCCGGACAGCGGCACUGCUCACCGGUGCAGCCUGCGUUAUGGGAGCUCUGGUCGUACUGGUGCGGAGGGUCAACAGCCACCAAGAGGCAGAGAAGAAGAUCCAGAAAGCCAGAAACCGGAGGGCUGAGAGCCUGCAGCGGGCCGAGCAGGCUGUGCUCGAGUACAAGGAGUUGCAUCCACUGACUGACUCGUCUCACAUUUUGACACUGUCCCUGUCUGAGUUGACAAAGCAACUACAGGAAGGCUCACUGACACCCGAGGACGUUUUUUACUCUUACAUGGAAAAGACUAUUGACGUAAACAAAAAGCUGAACUGCUGCACAGGGAUUUUGCUGGAGAGUUUUGACCAGCUCAAAACUGUUGGCUCCAACAAGGACGGCCUCUUGUAUGGAGUUCCAGUUAGCAUCAAAGAGAACUUUGCAUACAAGAAUCAUGACUCUUCUUGCGGUGUGAUCAUCAACCUGGAGCAGCCAGCUCAGCAGGACUCUGUGCUUGUUGAAGUUCUGAAGAGACAAGGAGCUAUUCCCUUUGUGAAAACCAACCUGCCCCAAGCCUUACUAAAUUAUGAGUGCAGUAACCCCAUUUAUGGGCAGACGGUUAACCCACACAAUCUCCAGAAGACCCCAGGAGGUUCGUCUGGCGGGGAAGGGGCUCUCAUCGGAGGAGGAGGCUCCCUGCUUGGUUUAGGCUCUGAUAUAGGGGGCAGCGUUCGCAUUCCUGCUUCAUUCUGUGGGAUCUGUGGCUUCAAGCCAACAGCAGGCCGGCUAAGUUUAAAAGGUAUGAGGUCCAUUUAUCGAGGGCAAAAGUCAGUGCUGUCAUCUCCUGGACCCAUGGCGAAGGAUGUGGACAGUCUGGCUCUGCUUAUGCAGGCUCUGCUCUGCGACCACAUGUUUACCCUGGACCCCACUGUUCCACCUGUACCUUUUAAUGUGCAGGCGUACAAGAGCUCCAAACCUCUGAGGAUUGGUUACUUAGAAACUGAUGACUACACACAACCGUCUCCGAGCAUGGUCCGAGGCAUCAGGGAGGUCAAAGCCCUGUUAGAGCAAGCAGGACACACUUUGGUGCCAUACAAUCCGAAGAUCAGUGACAUUUUACCCGAACUCAUUGUAAAAGGUAUCCUGGCAGACGGAGCUACCACCCUGCUACAAAAACUGAAGGGAGGCCCUGUGGACCCCUGUCUUAAAGCACAGGUUUUCCCUUACUCUCUUCCCAAGUGGUUGAAGAAAACCCUCUCCUUCCUCUUGAAGCCUCUGUUUCCUCGUGUGUCUGUGGUGCUCAAUGCCGUCUGUGGAGUUGGAUCUAUUCCAGAUCUGUGGAAGCAGCAUGCUGCUGUUGAGGACUACAUUCAUGAAACGAUAGCAGAGUGGAGAAGAUGCAACAUAGACGUGCUGCUGUGCCCUAUGAUUGGACCAGCCUACAACUUCCUCUACUGCGGCAAGCUUACCAGUGCUCUUAGUUAUACAAUGCUUUACAAUCUCCUCACCUUUCCUGCUGGUGUUGUUCCUGUUUCUACGGUGACGGCAGAGGAUGAGGAGGAACUCAAGCACUAUAAGGGCAUUCAUCAGGACCUCUGGGACAGGCUCUUCAAAGAGGCUGUGUCUGGAGGUGAGGGUCUGCCCGUGGCAGUGCAGUGUGUCGCCCUGCCGUGGCAGGAUGAGCUCUGCCUGCGCUUCAUGAAGGAGGUGGAACAACUGGUUAAACAGAGCAGACAGUAAGGCCACAGGUGGAGCUGCUGUCUUCAGGGACUUCAGGUUAAAUUUACAUUGGGUCCAACGUGUUAAAGUGAACCCAGCUGCUCUUUUAAAUAAUGAGGAAUAAGUGUGCACUAUGUGAGAGCUGAACCACAUUAAAUCAAACUGAAACAUGAGAUAACACAAUUAAUAAUGAUUUUCAAAAUAUUUAAUAUUUUAAAUCUUUAAUAUUGUUUUAUUUAUCUGUUCUACACAAAAUGGACUGACUCAAGAUUUGAGCAUUUCAUAUCAAUUGUAUUGUACUUAACUUUAACAUUUGGUUUUUUUUAUUAUUUGCUUUAAAAGUAAGAGUGUGACACUUACGAUUAUGUGAUCUUUAGUGGGGUUUUUUUUGUUUGUUUUUUUGUUUUUUCCAGGAUCCCAUUUGGUUGUUCUGUUUUGCCACUACUGGUACUGUUGUAAUAUUUCACACGAUAUUGCAUGAACAGGCAUACAGGCAAUCAAAAAAUAAUUGAAUUCACUUCAUCAUGAGGAAAAAAAAGGCACCACAACCACAUGCAGCAAAUUUUGAAUAUUAGAAUUGACAGUAUGAUUAAUAUGGAAAAUAAUCCUUUGUCUUCUUGACCCUGUUUGUUUCUUUACAAGACCUGACAGCUUCAUGUCAAAUGAAGGCCGAGAAUAAAAUGAAGUAAAUGAUUUCUCACAGAAGAACCACUACUGUUGUUUGUUUCUACACUGGAAAUGUUGAAAUUUUCUUUCAGAUGUUGGAAUUA